UGUGGUCAGUACUACGGGAUAAUCGUAUGUUCCGUAGCAGUGGACCUCUAAUGUGAUUAGUUAAUUAAUUCAAGGCGUUCGAGUCAUUGCUCAGAAUCAUGUAACGGACUAAAAAAAUUACCGAGAUAAUAACUGUUUGUAGAGUAUCGUCGCAGUUGUUUACUACUACUAUUAUCAGAGGACGCAGGGACUGCACUAGUACUACGUGGCCAUUACAUUGAGGUUAAGACUACUAAUCAGAAAUACAUAUUGUGAUAAUUAGUGUGAUAGUGAAUCCUUCAAACUCGAGAGUCACGUGCUUGAUGGGUUUUAAAUAAGGAGAUAAAUCGGUUGGGUGCUACAAUGUCAGGAAAUACAACAGCUAUGCGGCGUGCAAAGGAUGCUUCGUCUACAUCGAAUGGGACUCAACGAAGUACCCUAACAGCGAAGAAGUCCUCUCAUCCUUCACAAUCACCACUGCAUUCCACCGAAAAGAGCAGUGAUUCAGAUAUAGACCCAGACAGCUUGACCCUAUGGCAUCAUCCAAUUAAAACAUUAAAUUUUUUUCUACAAGAAUUACUUAUUAAUAUUAUUAGCUUAACAAGAAAUACUCUACGAUAUAGAAAAACAGUAUGGAGCUUAGUCAUGGUUUCUGGAUUAUUUCUGCUUUCCAGCAGAGUUGCAGGACCCCAGCAAGAGCUGAUUAAAUCAUGGGAGGCCAACAUUGUGUGGUGGUUCUACUGGGUAGGACUAGGCGUGUUGUCUAGUGUUGGCCUGGGAACAGGUCUCCACACUUUUGUCUUGUACUUGGGACCCCAUAUAGCCUCUGUAACCAUGGCUGCUUACGAGUGUGGCGGUCUGAACUUUCCCGAGCCUCCUUACCCCGACCAGAUCGUCUGCCCGUCUACAAUAGACCCAGCAUGGACUGCAAGUGUCUUGAAUAUUAUGAGAAAAGUACGAGUCGAGGCGAUGCUAUGGGGUGCUGGUACCGCUUUAGGCGAAUUACCCCCAUAUUUUAUGGCUCGGGCUGCACGACUCAGUCGUCAGGGUGACAAGGAUUGCGACCAGGGUCAAGAUCAAGAAGAGUUGAAGGAACUUGAAGCCUUAGAAGCGCUGGAAAAUGGAGAAAAAUGUGUCUCGUUAGCAAUGCGCGCGAAACUAGCUAUGAAACAUUUUGUUCAAAAGGCGGGCUUUCUGGGAAUCCUUGCUUGCGCCUCUAUUCCAAAUCCACUGUUUGAUCUUGCUGGAUUGACGUGUGGACAUUACCUUAUUCCAUUUUGGACCUUCUUUGGUGCGACAUUGGUGGGAAAGGCAGUCGUAAAAAUGCACAUACAACAAUUGGCAGUAAUUGUUGCAUUUAACGAGGAGCUCUUAGACAAAGUAAUUGCCUUACUGGCAGUUAUACCAGUUAUCGGCCCGAAGUUUCAGGAACCGUUAAAGCGAUAUCUAGUUGAACAAAAACGAAAAUUACAUGACAAGUCAUCCAUAGAAGGUACUACAACAAUUUCUUGGCUUUUUGACAAGUUUGUCAUGCUCAUGGUGUGCUAUUUUCUGGUCACAAUAAUUCACGCCCUGGCACGUAAUCACCAUCGUCGACGUACAAAGUCAUCCGCCGAUUAAUUUUUAGAAGAAUUUAGAACAAGGACUGAAAAAUAACUAUAAAGGUGGAAGGCAGCACUGGAAUAGAAGCAUAAUUAGAAAAACGCGUGCGUGGAUGAUCAGAGUAAAUUAGUAAUGAUUGCUCGUUCGUCGUCAUGUUUAGUAAUGAAUAAUAACUAAUAGAUAUCACAUAAGAUAUCAAUUCAUAUUUUGAUACCUACGUAGCUAGGCUAGCUAAUCUAGGUACAUUUUAGAGCGACUUAUAAGAACAACAGUUUGCUCAAUAAGAGUGCUACCGAGUGAAGACCACAUUAGAUUGCGCUCACUUUGGCAAAACAGAAAGACAAAUAAUUUCCUAAGUAUGAAUAUGAUCCGGAGUGUGAUUCUUGUUUAUGAAUAGUAUUUCCUAUUGGGUUUAAGGUAGUCUAAGUUGCGCGUGGUACAUAAAAAAAAGAAACAAACAUGUCCAAUAAAACAUCAUAUACAUACCAUACAAACAUAAUGCAAUAACAUACUUUCUGAAAAAUGACUGAUACGACAGAAGAUUUACGGUGUAUUAUUUUUUUCCUUCAUCAGCUGUAUUGGAUAUCAUUGAAAUAAAGUGAAUUCCAAAUUUUUAACCCAAGUUAAGAAAUAACCGCAGACUAAUCUUCAACACACCAAUUUCUCAUAUUUAGCUUACGUCAAGGUAAUCCACAUCGAUAUACUUAUAAAGGCCUUGUUCAAUGUAUAAAAAUAAUUAAUUUAAGAACUGUAUCGUUCCGCUAUAAUUUUAGUGCAUCAAUAUAGUUACUGAACUGCAAAAGCAUAGGAGACACCAAAAA
This is a messenger RNA of Athalia rosae (coleseed sawfly), 2402 nucleotides long. Its product is annotated as vacuole membrane protein 1. The transcript has 5 exons. The record is from RefSeq and is a predicted model, not a curated record. NCBI's taxonomy places the organism in Eukaryota, Metazoa, Arthropoda, Insecta, Hymenoptera, Athaliidae. The coding region runs from base 343 to 1599 and encodes 418 amino acids.